GUGUUCCUCUCCAUGUACGCGGCGGCGUUUCCGGAAUCAUGGCGGCGAUGGGAAGCAGGGAGGCAGCGUCGGCGGUUCCGAUCGAUGAGUUCAGCAAAAUGCGGAUAACCGGUGUCUGGAGCGUCCUGCUGUCUGUUCAGUGGUCAGAGCCAUGGCUGAUUGGGCUGCUAGCUUUUCAUGCCUUUUGCUUUCUACUUACCUUGAUAACAGUUAAAUUCUACAAGUUUCAGAUUGUCCAUUUCCUUUUUAUGAUUGUGUUGGUGUACUGUGCAGAAUAUAUUAAUGAAAUGGCAGCAAUGAACUGGAGGUUAUUUUCCUUGUACCAGUACUUUGAUUCCAAUGGGAUGUUCAUUUCACUUGUCUUUUCAACACCACUUUUAUUGAAUACAAUGAUCAUCGUGAUUGUGUGGGUGUACAGAACUCUGGCAACAAUGACAGAACUAAAGUCACUGAAGCAGAAAAGAAGUGCAAUCAAGGAAAAGGGAAAGAAAGCCAAAUAAGAUUUUUUUUUUAAAUUUCUAAGUUAUUCUGAAAUCCUGCAUAUGGUUGCCAAAUCAUCUGGAAUUAUCUUGCCUUCCACUCCUUAGAUAAGGUGCAAUACAGUGUGGAGCUGGAGGACAGCAGGCCAGGCAGCAUCAGAGGAGCAGGAAAGUUGACGUUUCAAGUCAGGACCCUACUUCAGAACACAGUGAUCAUAGUGGUAUGAGUUUCUCCCCUUCUGAAGAAGAGUCCCCUGAUGCUACCAGGCCUUCUGUGCUCCUCCAGCUCCACACUGUAUUGUCUCUGACUGCAGCAUCUGCAGUUCUUGCUAUCUUCCAUUCCAUACAGUUGGACAAAGAAUAACUUGAAUGUAAACCAGGAAGAUUGUAAAGAUUUUUAUAUGGCAAAGAAUUGUUGUUUACACCUAUGCUAACUUUGUCAUUCAUAUCAAUGAAUUGAGGAAAUACAGCCUUUGUUGCUAUAAAGCUGAUGGUCCUGUGGUAUCUUAGCACAGCAUGUGCUUCUUUGUUAAAUAAUGAGUGACAUGAUUAGAUAUCUAACGGGAUCAGUCAUAUGACAAAGGUGACCAUGAUUACUCAGCAUAGAGUACAGUUUUUGUUUUUAGUACCACCAGUGCUAAAACUAAAACUAAAACUGAUGGCUGGAAAAUGGCAAGUGACACUUGGUAUGUAUGAAUUCGAUGUUUUGAACAUGUCGUUGAGUUGGUGCACUGUGAAUAUUAGACUGUGUUAUUUUACAUCCACUUUAUUCAUCGGUAUCUUUAUCAAUGAUGCCUUUAUCUGCAACACAAGGUUUUAUAAUACAUUUCCAGGAUCAGUUAUCUUUGUAAGUCUAGCACUUGGUUUGAGCGUGUGGGUGUAUGUGAAGAGAUAUGCAUUACAAUGGUUAAUUUAGCCCUCACGAUAUGGGAUAUAGAGUAGAUAUGAGAAAAAAAUUUCUGAAAAGUUUGGCUGUUUGUCGAAAUUCUUGCUUUAGGUGAAUAGCCAAAAAAAAGCAGUUCUAUCAACCAAUUGAGAAGAAAAAUAACCUUUGCUGUCAACAUGGGAUACACCUGUACAGUUGGAUGUUGUAACUAAAACUACCUGUGUACAGUCCAGUGAAGGUUUAUAUCAAUAAAAUUUCAAUUGUGGAAUAUUUCUGAAUCUUUGGAGAAUCUAGGCUGGAAUCCUCCGAUGGAUUGCACAGAGCAAUAAUUUAACAUCUAUAUAUAACCAUUCACAGAAAUUCAUGUCCUCAAGUGAUUUAUGCAACUAGUAUAGACAACUUUUAUUAGGAAGGAAACUCUCUCCACAUCAGUUAAAUCUUCAAGGCUGGAGUCAGCCAAGAAUUUCCUGAUUGCCAUAUGUUUUCUGGUCCUUAUUGCUAAGUAUAUUGGAUAGUGGAAAGAUCACAUUUUUUUGCUCUGUACAACUUGUGUAAACACAUGUAUAAAUAUAUAUCAGAAAUGGAUACGUGAGUAUUUUUAUAUAUCUGUUGAAGAUAAUUCAUCAAAGUUCUACUGCCUGCAUGUUUUCUGCUUAUACUUAUAAGGGCACUUUUAAAAGAAGGAGCGGACCAAAUUAUUUAUUUUUGAAGUGAAGAUUAGCAAAUUUAUUACAGUUACUUUGACAUUAUGAAGCAGUUAUCAUGCUAUUUUGGCUGAGCUCAAGUGGCCAUUACAUUUCCUCCUUGAAGAAACAACUCCUCAUUCAUAAAUCAGCUAUUUAACACACAUACUUUAUGUAAAGUUAUAUUGUCUGAAAUUCUUUUAACAGCAGAAUCAAUGCAUUUACAAUUACACAUCAUGUUUCUUUAAAAAUAAUUUAUUGUUAAAAGUUUCUUUUUUCAAGACACUCCAUUUUCUGAGGCUUGGGUCUCUGACAGUGAAAAAUAGCAAGGAACUUGACCAUGCUAGGCACAUGUCAUUUUUACAUCACUGUAUAAUUACCCUCCGAGGUGGCAGCCUGAACAAAGCUUUGUGCCUCAACGGCUGGAAGUAUGACAACCACUGCAGCAAUUAAUAGUGGAAUGUUCGAGCAAACACAACUAUAUAAGAACAGAUAUUUCAGAGAUUUGUGGCUAGAGGUUAUCUCAGAGAUUGGGGCAAGUGAGGCCAGUAGACAAAUCUGAAAAGGAGAGUUUGUUUUUUCUUUGAAAAAUAAGCACCAGAAGAUGUCAGCUAACUGUACAGUGAUUGAUGAAAAAGAUUUGGUGUAAGUAAAGACAGUGUUUUGGAUGAUCUCAGAUUUGAGGAGGAUUGAAUUAUGGAAUGCAUUGGCAUCAGUGCUCAGAAUUCAGCUGUUCACAGUGUACGACCAAAUGUAAUAAAAUUUCCUACUGAUACGAAACUGGGUAUGUGAAUAGUGAAGGAGAGAAAUGAAAGCUCACAAGGACUUGAACUGGCUGAAUGGAUAGACAAGAACAUUGAAGAUAGAGUAUAUGUGAGUAAGUAUGAAGUUAACCACUUCAGUAGAGAAAGCAGAAAGGGAUAGAAAGUGUUCAUGAUCAAAUUGUUGCCCUUCAGAUUUCAUCAAAUGGCAGAAAUUGGAGGAUAGAUUGUUAAAAGAAUACCAGAGACAUUGCUGCAGGAGCAGAGAAGGAAGCAUCAAAAUUAGACCACAAUUAGAGAUAAGAAUGGAACCAGGCAAUUGCAUCAUCUUCCAACUGGACAGUGAAGAGGUGUUGAAGGAAGAUGAUAUGGUCAACAAUGUUAAAAACUGCAGUCAGAUUCGGAGGAUUAAGAGAAAGAGUCUACCUUGACUCAAAGCAUAUCAUAUUGCUAUGGGUGGUUUUGUAUUAUAUGCAUUUUAAUUCCUUUUGCAAAUAUCUUGUAAAUCAGUCCAAAAAAAUCCCCAGUUCCAAGUAAUGCCUGAAGUUUCACAUGAUUAUUGAAUGCAUCCAGUGAAAGAAAAAAUAGCUCUCUCUUCCCUAACUUUAGCAAGAUGAUUCUAAAUCUUCUCCUCAACUGAUCACAGAUUCAUUACUCUCUCAUCACUCCAUUGCUCACGUGGUUUGGUCAUCAAGUUCAAAUGUUCAGAUAAUGGAUUUCUGAUUUAGGCAAUGAAUGCAUACUUCACAUUGAAUUUCUCCAAUCUUUAAUUGAUUAAUCCUCAAUGGGGGCUGAUACCUUUUAAAAGCAAAAUGCUUCUUGCAAUGUGUAUCGUAGAAGAUGGUGUUCAUUAUAGUGAAGUGGUACUAAAAUGUUAUCAGGAAUAUGUUGAAAAAAGCAUAUCUGAAUAAUUAAAUAAUUAUUUCUUUAAAGUGAUAAAAUUUUGCAAAUUACUUGCACGUGUCUGUUACAUGAACAAUACAAAGCAUUUAAAACUGCACUGAUUUUUAAAAUUUGGAACAAAGUCUUACAUGAGAUGUAAAAUGCAGUGUGUGCAAAAAUAUCAGUUGUUUCAACAUGUUCAUGGCAGAUAUAUUUAGAAAUUGGCCGUGUGUGGUUUACCAGCGAAGUUCUGCUUUGAUCAGCCUCUUAAUUGUUUUUCAGGGAUACAAUUAAAACUAAAAUUAAGGGAUUUAGAAUCAGUCACAGAUAUCAAAGAGAGAAAGUACUCCGUUCCUUUCAGGAUUUAGGACAUCCCACAACACUUCACAAUCGGGUACUUUUGAAUUAGAGUCACUUAAAUCCAGAAAAUGUAGCAGCCAAAUUAUGCACUAUUAACAAAUGUCAACUGGAAUUAUGUGCUUAAGUUAGUAGUGUAAUGCAGAAAUGAUCAUGUUUAGCUCAUAGUGAGAAGACUGUCAUUUACCUUUCAAAACUCAUGUUCAAUGAAAUUGCCAUUUACUAAAUUAUGACAUUGUUAUAAUCACUAAAAUAUACAGCUUACAAAUUUGCUUAAUAGUAAGGAAUAACAUGGAAAUUUAAUAAAAUACAUUAGCUUAUAAGAAA
Stegostoma tigrinum is the source of this 4375-nucleotide messenger RNA. It is a transcript of the gene tmem18, whose product is annotated as transmembrane protein 18. The transcript has 5 exons. Bases 39 to 500 code for a protein of 153 amino acids. The record is from RefSeq and is a predicted model, not a curated record. Lineage: Eukaryota; Metazoa; Chordata; Chondrichthyes; Orectolobiformes; Stegostomatidae. Gene Ontology annotation, cellular component: nuclear membrane.